Molecule: messenger RNA, 1412 nt
Organism: Colossoma macropomum (tambaqui)
Lineage: Eukaryota; Metazoa; Chordata; Actinopteri; Characiformes; Serrasalmidae
Gene: zdhhc24
Product: zinc finger DHHC-type containing 24
Exons: 3
Coding region: 1-876 (291 amino acids)
Biological process (GO): peptidyl-L-cysteine S-palmitoylation; protein targeting to membrane
Cellular component (GO): Golgi apparatus; endoplasmic reticulum
Molecular function (GO): protein-cysteine S-palmitoyltransferase activity
Source: RefSeq, a predicted model, not a curated record
AUGGUCACUUUAGGCAGUAGAGUUUGGUGCCGUGUGGAGAAGACUUGUCGGCACUUGCCCAUCGUGCUAAACACGGUGCUGGUCUUCUCAAUCACGGCCGAGGUCAGCUAUCUGGUUGUGGUCGAGGCCCCGCUUGAGCCAGAGCUGAAGAAGUCCGACUGGUCGUCCACCUGGAAGAGCAUCCAUCUCUUCGCCCAGUACUUCAUGCUGGUCAACAUAACGUGGAACGCCUGGCUGUUUCUCAAGACUAACCCCAGUAUUCGAGGAGUGUUUUUUGGCGGGGAUAUGGUGGGUCAGGGAUGGAGGUACUGUUACACGUGUGAGACACACACACCUCCACGGUGUUCACACUGCUACGACUGCAAUGUGUGUGUGCUGCGGCGAGACCACCACUGUGUGUUCUUCGGCCAGUGUGUAGGUUUCCGUAAUUACCGUUACUUUCUGAGCUGCCUGUUCUUCAUGUGGGCCGGUCUGCUGUAUGCCGUGGUAAUGAAUGCUGAGGUCUUCAUCGUUAUCUUGAAGGAAGGUGUCACCUUUCACAGUUUCAUGCUUCUCUUGGUUCCCUGGAUUAUGCUGGUCACUGGUCAAGUGACAGCGCAGGCCUUUGCCUUCGCUUUCAUUGCCGACACCUGCGUGAUAGGCUUCCUGCUGGUCUCAGCCUUCCUCUUUUUCCAUGUGGGGCUGAUGGUGAGAGGGCAGACCACGAGGGAGUGGUACUCCGCCCGCCGGCCCUACAGCCUUGGCAUACUGGCCAACAUUCGGGAAUGCCUUGGUGAGCACUGGUUCCUCUGCUGGAUCUGCCCGCUCAUCCCCUCUGUGCUGCCUGGAGAUGGCAUCCACUUUAAGGUCACAGGCUCCCUGGAGCCAGUGCGGUGAUAACUGUAUGCAACUGAAUGUUUUUCCUGUGGUAAUAUGAAGCCAGAGCUACUGUAAUGUUUCCAGAUGAGAGUGAGAUUAUCUGAUUUGAAGCACUGAUUUAGCUGAAGGAGCACUGAGGCAGUGGAGGCUUGGAACAAUUACCAGCUGUCUUUGCCUGUUGGGUACCAGCAGGAGAUUGCCUUUUUAGUUGACAGGUUAAUUUGUAUCAUUGUUUUAGACAAAAAGGGACAGAGCUGUUGAUCAUGACUGAUUUUCGGUUGGCCUUGAUAUAUAAUGUACUGUAUGUAUGUGGUGCGGUUAUUCCAUUAAAGGUAUUUAGGUUGUUCCAGUGCACUAUAAUCAUGUCUUUUGUUAAACCAAAUGGAUGUUAUUGUGAUUGAGGAGGUUUUAGUUUGGAUGUGUUAUUUUUUAUUUCCUGUACUUGCAUUUUUAUAUUUUAAUCACUCAGUUAUGUGCCAAAUAACACUGAAACACACAAGCCAAGGUGUAACUAAUACUUUUGAGUUAAUAAAAAGUUUGACUUUAAACCCAAA